Vicia faba (fava bean) is the source of this 1488-nucleotide messenger RNA. Lineage: Eukaryota; Viridiplantae; Streptophyta; Magnoliopsida; Fabales; Fabaceae. The record is from the annotation of a GenBank genome assembly.
AUGGUGCCUGAAUCUUUUGCUCUCUUUCAUAGACUGGUCGGAAGUGGUGCUGGGUUUGAUUCGGGGACUUUGGUUAGCCUUAUUCGUGGAUGUUCUCAGACAUCUGACUUGGAAAAUGGAAAAGUCAUCCAUUCUUGUAUCAUUAGGAAAGGACUUGAAUCAAAUAUAGUUUUAUCCACUGCAGUUGUUGACAUGUAUUCUAAGUGCGGUGCCAUAAAACAGGCAACUAAUGUUUUCAGAACAAUGGAAAAAAGGAAUGUAAUUACUUGGACUGCUAUGCUUAUGGGUUUAUCACAAAAUGGCUAUGCAGAGGAUGCCUUGAAGUUAUUCUGUCAGAUGCAAGAUGAAAAUGUGGCUGCCAAUUCUGUCACUCUUGUUAGUCUUGUGCAUUGUUGUGCUCACCUAGGAUCUCUCAAGAAAGGAAGAAGUGUGCAUGCUCAUUUCAUCCGCAAUGGUUAUGCAUUCAAUGCCGUUAAUAUCUCAGCCUUGAUUGAUAUGUAUGCCAAGUGUGGUAAAAUUCAUUCUGCUGAGAAGCUAUUCUAUAAGGGAUUCCAUUUAAAUGAUGUUAUACUCUGUAACUCUAUGAUCAUGGGUUACGGAAUGCACGGUCAAGGACAUCAGGCUCUUGGUGUCUAUGAUAGAAUGAUAGACGAAAGGCUGAAGCCAAACCAAACUACAUUUGUUUCUCUGCUAACAGCAUGCAGUCACUCGGGCCUUGUUGAAGAGGGUAGGAUUUUGUUCCACUCUAUGGAAAGAGAUCAUAACAUUAAGCCUAGUGAGAAACACUAUGCUUGUUUUGUCGAUCUUCUCAGUCGAGCAGGCUGGCUUGAGGAAGCAGAUUCAUUGGUGAAACAAAUUCCCAUUGAACCAAGCACGGAUGUACUCGAAGCUUUGCUCAGUGGUUGCAGAAUCCAUAAAAACAUUAACAUGGGAAUACAGAUUGCAGAUAGAUUAAUUUCACUUGAUUACUUGAACACGGGAAUUUACAUAAUGCUGUCAAAUAUAUAUUCUGAAGCAAGAAGAUGGGAAUCGGUUAAUUACAUAAGGGGCCUCAUGAGGAUAAGGGGCCUGAAGAAAACACCUGCUUUUAGUUUAAUUGAAGUAGGGAACCAAGUAUACACAUUUUUUGCUGGAGAUGAUUCACAUCCUGGUUGGGGAAAUAUUAAGCAGUUGUUAGAAAAUAUGAGGCUUGAGGCGGAGGCUUCUGGUUAUAUUCCUGAUACCAGUUGUGUUCUUCGCGAUGUGAAUGAAUCAAUGAAGGUUGAGUUGCUAUGGGGACAUAGUGAGAGAUUAGCUAUAGCAUUUGGUCUUCUAAACACACCAUACGGAAGCUUGAUUAGAAUCACCAAAAAUCUUCGUGUUUGUUUUGACUGUCAUACUGUCACCAAAUACAUAUCAAAAAUAGUUAAGAGGGAAAUUAUUGUUAGGGAUGCUAACCGUUUUCAUCACUUUGUUAAUGGGGAAUGCUCUUGUAAUGAUUACUGGUAA